Molecule: messenger RNA, 3200 nt
Organism: Dacryopinax primogenitus
Lineage: Eukaryota; Fungi; Basidiomycota; Dacrymycetes; Dacrymycetales; Dacrymycetaceae
Exons: 4
Coding region: 72-3200 (1042 amino acids)
Source: RefSeq, a predicted model, not a curated record
GUGUCUCUUUCGGGAUAUAUUCAAAGAAGUUCAAGCAAGUACUCGAUCAGCGACCAGCACGAGCACCCAACAUGGCGUCCGCAGCGACAGAGAGAGAGCUUGGGACGCUCAUUGUUGUUGUGCUCAAAGCGAGAAACCUGCCCAACAAAAGGCAUAUCGGCAAGCAAGAUCCAUACUGUACUGUGACUAUGAAUGGAACCAUCAAGCGUACCAAAGCUGUCAAGCGAGGAGGGCAGCACCCAGAGUGGGAUGAGGAGCUCCGCUUUCCGGUAUUGGAAGACGUCGAUGACCUGCUUGCUAAGAGCAAAUCGAAGGAGGACGAGGAUGCGCCUGCCCCUCCGCCAAAAGAUGCUACGCCGAAGAAAGGAAAGGAAAAGGAGGAAGAAAAAGACAAAGUGCCUAAGAUUAAAGGUGGCAAGUCACUCCGCAUUCAGAUAUACGCGGACGAUCCACGAGAGCCGGAAUUCAUCGGAGAAGGGACGGUGGAAUUGGAGGGCGUACUGUCCCAAGGAGAGUCAGAUGAAUGGUACACCAUCUACAGCAAAGAUCGGUAUCAAGGGGAGGUCUAUCUGGAGAUGACCUAUUGGCUGAACGAGAAACCCCAACCGAAGAAGAAGAAAGCUGCGGAACCGGUUCUUGAGGCCGUUAGCACGGCGAACGUGAAUCCUGCCGACGUACCUACCUCGUUGCGAGCUGGAGGUCGAGCGUCUAUUUCUGCAGGAACGGGUACCGACCUGUCUGGACGACAGAGAAUUGCAUCGGAUGCUCUGAGCAUACGGAACCUGCGCCAAUCUGGUUCCUUAGCCUCGAUUGAGCUCUACAAAGCACCGUAUGAGCAAAUGGGACAAUCAGACGGUGGCCUGCCACUGCCUGGAUCCAGCCGCAACCCCGCAUUGGAAGAGUACGACGAGUUCGGUGGUUCUAUGCUCGAUCAGCGACGACCGGAUACCAUGCCUAUUAGGGGACAGCGGCCCAUGUCGAUGUUUGACAUUUCUGGCUCCCAGAGUCUCUCCUCUCAUCACCUCCAACGGACCUCCAUGGCAUCUUUAUCAAGCUACGACUCGACCAAUAGUCUGACAGACUCUCUAUCGAGCCUCUCACUGGCGACAUCCGUACCGAGUGGUAGCAACUUGCGACGGAGCCCUCUCCCUCGCCCACAUAGCCAGUCGUUUAGCAUGGGGGCUGCUCCUCCUGUACAGCAGACCGGCCUUUUUGCCCCUGAUCUCUGGAAUAUUCCUCAGCCUACCGGUGGUCUUCAACUACCUCAGGCAUCUUACCCACCUGGCCAGACGAUCUCGCGGGGUUCAACUCCAACAUCCUCAAUAUCGCCAGCCAGUAUUGGUGAAGCAAGUUCGUUGCAGUUUCCAGCUGCUACAGGGAUCCCCUUCCCGACCCCUGGUGCCCCGCCACCGAGGCCGAACCCGUCUCCUCAGCCAUAUGCAUACCAGCAGCUGCCUCCGUCCGCUCAGCAUACACCUCCUGCGCAGCCGCUGCCUAUGUCUCUUCCUCCACCCCAGAAUAGUGGUCUUCGACCGCCUCUACCUACUCCUCUUCCCCAGGCUAGUCAAUCGCAGCAGGGAACGUUUAGACACUCCCCGCCUCAUUUGCCACAACCUGUCCCUUCACCUCCCCGUGCCACUUCUGCCAGGCCGCUUCCGUUGAAUCCCCAGCAGUUGCAGAACUCGCAGAACGGUUAUCCCCAGCCCCCCCAGGGCCCUCAAAUCUCGCCUCACUUUCCUCCAAGUCUGUCCGCACCUUUGUCCGCACCUUUGCCGACAUCUCCAAACACCGCGUAUUCAGGCCAUGUCAGACCGACAGAGCCGGACGUUGGUUCCCAAGCUCAUUUGACGUCGCCGGUAACGCCAAAGCCUUCGCCUCAUCGCGCGAGUUCGCUCCCGCCCCCGCCAGCGGCCGCACCCAUGAGUGUGCAGUAUCAUCCCCAGCAAAGGCCGCCGAUGCCAACGCACAACAACAGUACGCCUUCUGUUCCCUCUGCUGGUAUGACCCCACAAAUGCCGCCUGCUCCGGCCCCAGUGCCUCAAUAUGGGCCCCCGCAACAGGCACAACAGUAUGUUACUCCACCACAGGCACAGGCACCACCACCCAUGCAGCAACAGUUCGCACCUCCACCGCCGAUGCAGCAUUCUCCACCCACACAACCCCAGCAGCAGCAGUAUCCGUUACAGGCUCCGCCAGUUUCCUACCCACCCGGGCCCCCACAUUCUCUGCCUCCAGGACCUGCCUACCAGCAGCCUCCUGCGCCAUCUGUACCGUUCCCUUCACCGCCUCUGGCGUCUCCGAACCAAGCGCAUCCGCCGUGGCAGCCCCUUGUUCCACCAAAUCAAGGACCAAGCCGACCGAUGACCGGGGUGCCAAACUAUCCUCCCUAUCCGCCUCCCCAACAUGGUCCCCCACCUCAACAAGGGUUCCCAGCCAACUCACAUCCUCAACCAAACUAUCCGCCUUCCAUCCCACCCCCUCAGCAUAGUUUCCCAUCUGGCCCUCCUCCCCCGCUGACUUUCCCACCUGGGCCCCCACCCAACCACAGUUUUCCACCGCAUAAUCCGCCCCCACAGAUGCCUUUCACUCCACAACCACCCGCCCCUCCACCGAGCUUCCCUACCCCGCCCAGGCCGUUGUAUGGAGCACCUCCUGCGAGCACAGCACCACCUAUCCAGACGCAUCAAGGUUACGUGAAUGGCACACCUCCGCAUGGGCCCCCUUACGGCACGCCGCCUCACGGACCAUCGCCUGGGUCUAACUAUGCUACGCCGCCUAUGGGACCGCCUCCUACUCGGCCACCCUUACCUCCUCCUCCUCCCCCUGGCAGUCAUCCAACACCACCUGGAGCUCCUCCCGGCCCGCCACCUCAGCCCGCGUAUCAACCACCCUCUCCUAACCACACCCAACUGCCACCGUCAAUGAGUUAUCGCCGUGGUCACCCGCUGGGUCCUCCGCCACCUGCUCCGGGAUAUAGUCACCCUCCUGCUCAAGGAGGCCCCUUCCCUGUCAGUUCGCCACCACAGGCGUCACCCCCUCAGUUCGUGCCUCACCCAGGUGCCCCGCAGUCAUAUUUUCCCGGUCCUCCUCCGCAACCUCCUAGUCUGCCGUCUCAACCACCUCAGCAGUGGCCACAAACAUACCCGCAACCUGGCGGUCGACCUCUCCCUGCCGUCACCCCGGCGAACAGUUAUCGUUAG